AAGAGAAUUCUUCCUCUGGUACUAUUCAACAGCAGCAGGUUUACACCCACUAGAGGAGAAAGCUUGGAAGACUAAAGACUUCAGGGAACACCCUUUUCCAUUUCAACCCAAGGGGCCCAUUCCUUCCUUAAUAUGGAAAAAAAAUCAAGUAUGCUCCGUGUUCUUGGAGGCAGAGAGAGAAGUCCCUUCCCUAAAUUUACAAUGCAUCCAAGGUUUUGACUAGAUAAAGGCAAAAAAUCAGCAGUUAGUGUCUAGUAGCCUACAAGAGAACGCAUUUGAGGAAAGAUAUUGAAAAGCUGGAAUACAUCUAGAGAAUAGCUACAUGGAUGAGAAAGGGAUUCAAAGUCAUACUGUGAAUAGAAAGAUUGAAACUCCUACAAAUGUUUAGCGUAAAGAAGAAACUACUGGGGGGAAAGAGUGCCGAUGGCAGGAAAUUUCUGCUUGUGUCAUCUUUGAUGGAAAGCUGUCUCCUGUGGAAGUUUUAUGAGUCCAGAGCCUAAAGGAAUAAUGAAAUCUCAAGAGGGCCAUCCCUGUGCUAGCUGCUCAGAAUGGUUGCCAUCCAUUUUCAAUCUGGGGGGAAGGAAGAAGGAGCCAAGUAGUUAUUUCUGAACUUGAACUCACCUUUAAAUAACUGAGUAUGAAGUUUAUGGAAAAAGAUAAUGGCCUCUCCAAAAGGUCCUCAUCUCAGUUUACAGAUUUGUUUCUGGAAAAAACAAAAAGGGGGAAACCCGAAGUUAGUGAAAAAACUAAAGAUGAUGCCUCUGUACCCGUCAAAAGAAGAAAGAUCGUUUUUGAACCCCCUAAAACUGCUACCAACUCUGGUCUCUUAAGAAAUAUUGAAAAUAAAAAAAUAUGGAACACAUAUCAGUCAGCUCUGUCACAGUCUAAGUCAACACCAUCAAAAAUACCAUUAUUUAUGAAUGAAAAACCCUCCCCUCCCUGGGAAGACGAGGGAAAAACGGAGGAAGAAUGUCUACUUGAUUCUUUAAGAAAAAUGGUUAAUGAAAACCAAGAGCUAAGGAAAGAAAAUGAAGAAUUGAAGCAAUUAAUUAAAGAAAUGAAGAAUUCUUUCCUACAUAGGUUAUUUACUCCAGACAUCCAUAUGACGACAAUAGACUAUCUACAGCAACUUUUGAGCCAUUUGGAAAAAACAGCUCCAACGAAUAUUUAUUCUUCAUUCCUAAGAGAUGACUUGAAUCUUCAGGAUAAAAAUACAAAACCUUUGAUUAUAGAUCCUCGGGAUCCAGAUAAAUACUCCAAAGUGCUGGUGGACCAACUUAAAGUAUCUUCUGUAGUGAAGAAGGCAAAGCAGCAGAAAUAUUAUCGAGUAGCCUGCUUGUUAAAUGGACUUAUUGAUAUCUUGUUCAGUCCUGAGGAGCUGGCAAGUUCCCGUCAAUCAAGCCUGAAAGGGGAGUUUCCGAAAAAGAAAGAAGAUAAACUAGAAAAAGUUAAAAUUUUAGCUUGUGAAGAAUUUAUCAAGCAAACUUGCAAUAAGGAAGGGUGGAAGGAACCAAGCCAAAGGGAGUUCCAAAAAAUUUUCACAGCCAAGAUAGACAAUGCCCGUUGGAAUAUAAGACACGCCAUGCAAAAAGCUGCCUGAAGAUGUGCCCUUCUUUCUUCUCACCAUUCUACUAUGUAAUACUUUGGCUCAAAGGAAAGUCAGACAAUUAAAUAAGGGAAGUGCUGUAA
This is a messenger RNA of Monodelphis domestica (gray short-tailed opossum), 1689 nucleotides long. RefSeq lists its product as uncharacterized. Lineage: Eukaryota; Metazoa; Chordata; Mammalia; Didelphimorphia; Didelphidae. The record is from RefSeq and is a predicted model, not a curated record.